Messenger RNA from Clonostachys solani, 1080 nucleotides. Lineage: Eukaryota; Fungi; Ascomycota; Sordariomycetes; Hypocreales; Bionectriaceae. The record is from the annotation of a GenBank genome assembly.
AUGGCAGACCAAAUUAACGACUUGCUUAGCCGGCUCUCCGGGAAGGAGCUGCAUGUGCCUGACUUGCUCACUCUCCUUGGUGAUUGGCAGACGGACAUUAACCCUCACCUGGACCAGCUUCGGCAGCGGGUAAGACCAAUGCUUGAAGCCAGCGUUAUAAAUAAUCCCGAGAAGAUCAGUAAAGUCAUUGAUUAUGAUUUUGCACUUCUUGCUUGUCUGAUUUGCCCAAAUGCCGGUUGGGAGGAAAUUCAAAGCUUUGCUGUCUUUCUCAUAUGGAUAUUUGUCUGGGAUGACGAUUUGGACCUGGCUGAACCUAGCAUUGCUGGUACCAAAAGCGAAGCAGCUGCAUACUGUAGAAAGUCUGCCGAAUCAGCACAGAUGUCUCUCGGGCUCUCCCCUCCAGAAGGCAACAUCGAGGUCAAAAUGCGAUCUCCAUUUCCGAUAAUGGAUCUAUUCGACAAAUUUGCCUCAUCGCUAGUCAAUGGCACUGACCAAGUGCAUCGCCAGCGCCUUUUCGCUGAGAUUGAAUUUUACAUCUCCGAAGUUGUGAUAGAACAUGCGCGACAACAUGAUAGGGCUCUACCGAAUGUGGACGAGUAUCUACAGAUGCGCAUGGGCACGUCCGGCAUGCUGGUAUUUCUUGCUUUUUCCGACUACAUGAAUAAAAUGCGCCUCCCAGAAUGGAUCAUGCAGGCGGACGAGAUGACUAUUUUGAAAAAUGAGACGACCAAGUUGGCUAUGUUUGUCAACGAUAUCUACUCCCUACAGAAAGAAAUCAUGUCUGGAGCCCCGCAGAACAUUGUUCCCAUACUGCUAAAUACAAGCAGCACGACGACUUUGGCAGAGUGUAUGGACGAACUCACAACUAUGAUUUGUGAUUCAGUUCAAAAUUUUGAGAAGGCUCUUUGCAAUUUAGAUGCCACAACCAGGGAAGAUCGUACAUUACACAACGACUUGCAUGUUUACGCUGAUAAUUGUCGUACCUUGGUUACUGGCCUGAUAGAAUGGAGCAAGAAGACUACGAGGUAUAGUCUAGGCCAGUAUGAGGUUAGGGGUGGGGGUCUUAAGAUCCCUCUAUAA